Molecule: messenger RNA, 912 nt
Organism: Patiria miniata (bat star)
Lineage: Eukaryota; Metazoa; Echinodermata; Asteroidea; Valvatida; Asterinidae
Product: engulfment and cell motility protein 1-like
Biological process (GO): actin filament organization; cell motility
Cellular component (GO): plasma membrane
Source: RefSeq, a predicted model, not a curated record
CCCUUUAUAGCGUUUCAUCGGGCGCUGUACAAAAAGAUGUUUGUAUGUGCUAGUACAGUCCGAGGAUGAGCACAAUUUUUAUUCCGAUCGAUAACUAGGAAUCACAAUUCACAACCCAUUACCUGCCACUUUGCCACUGCAGAUUUAUAAUAAGUGUCGGAGAAUCUGGCCGGUUUUUCCAGAAGAGGCAGAGGUACCAGUCAUUGUGGCCCAAUUGACUGCAUUGUCUCAUGACUUGAUUACCAGCUAGACGAGGAAUACAUUCAAGAUGACGAGUGUAACGUUGAUUGAUACAUCGAGGGCCGAUCCCUCCAUCAUCCGUUUGGCAGUGGAGAUGCCAGGAAAGCCUGGACAACUCUACUGUUGGGACCAGAACAAAAGUCUGACCACUAUCGCGGAGGAGGUGUGCCACAUGUACAACAUUGGCAAUCCUGGAGACUAUGCGUUACAGCACACUGACGUUAAACUGACCUACAUCACUGAGGACAAUCGCAGUGAACUCACAAACGGUAUCGUCCUGAAGCUGACUGAUUCUCCUGGUAAAACUGCACAGGACGUGUUCAGCAAUCUCCAGUCAGAAAAUCCCGAGGAUACCCAGCAGGCAUUGCAGAAACUGUCCAAGGCCUCAGCAGACAUUACCUUUGCCCAGGAAUUCUGCAAUCGGGGCGGAGGAGAUUUGCUCAUCGGAAUGGUUGAGGAAGGCAGUGGGCAAGGGGAAGCGCUUGCUUUCACACUGGCAAGUUUCCUUGAGCUCAUGGAACAUUCCAUCAUUCCAUGGGAGAACAUCACCAUGAAGUUUAUCAAGAGGAUUGCAUCCUACGUCAAUCGCACCCAUUCGGCAGUCCUCCAGCCCGGUGAUAGUACAGUCACUCUCAAGGCGCUGGCUAUACUAGAGAGUCUGAUCCUUAGCAG